Alternaria incomplexa is the source of this 1227-nucleotide messenger RNA. RefSeq lists its product as uncharacterized. The transcript has 3 exons. The coding region runs from base 1 to 1227 and encodes 408 amino acids. Gene Ontology annotation, molecular function: acetyl-CoA C-acyltransferase activity. The record is from RefSeq and is a predicted model, not a curated record. Gene Ontology annotation, biological process: fatty acid beta-oxidation; phenylacetate catabolic process. Gene Ontology annotation, cellular component: peroxisome. Lineage: Eukaryota; Fungi; Ascomycota; Dothideomycetes; Pleosporales; Pleosporaceae.
AUGGCGUCCUUUAGCAAAGCCGCGCGGAAUGUGCUGCAGAAAAGCCCGAACGAUGUAGUUUUACUUUCUGCGGUCAGGUCGCCAAUCAAUCGUAGUUUCAAGGGCGGUUACAAAGAUGCUCAUCCAGAAGACAUCCUAAUGCCGAUUAUGAAAGCCGCAGUGCAACGAGCUGGCAUCGAAAAAGUCGACGUGAACGAUGUUAUGAUUGGGAAUGUACUCGCCGAACUGGGCUUCGCGAAGACAGGACGCAUGGCGCUGAAUCAUGCCGGCUUUCCAAACUCCACGACCUUCCAUACAGUCAAUCGGCAAUGCUCGAGCAGUCUACAAGCCAUCACCCACAUCUCACACUCGAUCAUGGUGGGUCAGAUUGACGUGGGGCUGGCUGGCGGUGUAGAGAGCAUGUCGAGAAACUACAGCUCGCGGGGCAUCCCAGCCGAUGUCUCACCCACGCUGCUUGGGUCGACCGUCAAAGAUGCGCGCGACUGUCUUAUGCCUAUGGGAAUCACGUCUGAGAACGUAGCGGAAAGAUACAAGGUUGACAGGAAGUCGCAAGAUGAAUAUGCGGUGCGAAGUCAUGGGCGCGCAAGUCGCGCCCAAAAGGAAGGUCGCUUUGAUUGGGAGAUCGAGCCCGUAACGGUUCAGAGGAUGGACGAGGCAACAGGCCAGCCUGCAGGGCACGAAGUCACCAAGGACGACGGCAUUCGGCAUGGGUUGACCUUUGAGAAAGUGUCGACGCUCAAGCCUGUGUUCGGCGAGAACGGCAAGAGUACCGCAGGCAACUCAUCCCAAAUAUCGGAUGGCGCAUCCUCUACCAUACUCGCCCGACGUUCGUGGGCUGAAGAACGUGGAUUGAAGCCACUUGGCCGCUUCGUUGGCACCACGGUCAAGGGUUGCGCCCCCGACGAGAUGGGCAUUAGCCCAAUAUACGCCAUACCAGCACUUCUAAAGUGGACAGGUGUUGAGCUGAAGGACGUUGAUAUCAUUGAGCUCAACGAGGCGUUUGCAAGCCAGACCAUUGCGUGCAUUCGGGAGCUGGGUCUCGAUGAAGACAAGGUCAAUCCGAACGGAGGUGCGAUAGCUCUUGGGCAUCCCACCGGCGCGACCGGGGCACGGCAGACUGCCACAUUGUUCGGCGAGCUGCUGCGUCAGGACAAAGAGAUGGGUAUCGUCAGCAUGUGCGCGAGUACCGGCUUAGGCGUUGCUUCGUUGUUCGUUCGAGAGUCGUAG